AUGGACUCGGCAAGCCCUAAGAUGUUCAAACACAAAGGGAAGAACUUUCUAGUGCACGAGGGGUUAACCCCCCAAGACCUUGAUUCUUUGCUGGAUAUAGAUGUCCGUCCUACUGAUAUCUAUUUGGUCGCAUACCCAAAGUCAGGCACGACAUGGAUGCAGCAGAUUCUUAUGAAGAUCGUGGAUGCUGCACAUCCUGACCAGGUGGAAGAUGCCACAAAUAGGGAGCGUUUUCCCAUGCUGGAGGGCGACAUCGGAUCCAGCGCUCGUCGAGACAGGCCAGAUCCCCGGCUGUGCCGCACACACCUCCCCCCUUAUAUGAUCCCCCGUGGAGUGCAGUCCAAGGGAGCAAAGGUUGUGUAUGUGAUGAGAAACCCGAAAGAUGUCCUGGUGUCCUUCUAUCACUUUGCUGCAAGUUUUGUCAUGAUGGAAACACCAAAGAGCUUUGAGGAUUUCUUUCAGGACUUCAUGGACGGCAAUGUUGGUAUGGCCUCAUGGUUUGAUCAUAUAAGAGAAUAUUACGAUGUAAAAGACCAGAUCGACGUCCAUUUUGUCAAGUACGAGGACAUGUUGAAGGACCUCAGAACGGAAGUUGUGAAGCUUUGUGCUUUUCUGGGAAAAGAUUUGACUGAUGAAGCCAUCGAUGAUGUUGUGGAGAGUUCUAUCUUUAAAAACAUGAAGAAGAACCCCAAGGCUAACUACAAGGACUUAGUUGCAAAUAAACGCUACACAAAGGCUACCAUGCGCAAAGGUAUGGCAGGUGACUGGAAGAAUCACUUCACAGUGGCCCAGAAUGAUUAUUUUGACCGAGUGUUCGCAGAGAGGAUGAGGGACCUGCCUCUGAGCUUCACCUGGGAGCUCAAAAAGUAA
Messenger RNA from Centropristis striata (black sea bass), 870 nucleotides. RefSeq names its product amine sulfotransferase-like. The transcript is spliced from 6 exons. Gene Ontology annotation, molecular function: sulfotransferase activity. Gene Ontology annotation, cellular component: cytoplasm. Gene Ontology annotation, biological process: sulfation. Bases 1 to 870 code for a protein of 289 amino acids. The record is from RefSeq and is a predicted model, not a curated record. Lineage: Eukaryota; Metazoa; Chordata; Actinopteri; Perciformes; Serranidae.